Molecule: messenger RNA, 627 nt
Organism: Ostreobium quekettii
Lineage: Eukaryota; Viridiplantae; Chlorophyta; Ulvophyceae; Bryopsidales; Ostreobiaceae
Source: the annotation of a GenBank genome assembly
AUGAGGGAGGCCCCGCUGGAGUUCCGCGCCGGGGCCUUCUGCGGCGGCUGCCUGACGCGCCAGCAGGCCAGGGACCGAUGCCUGCAGGCCACACGGCGGGAGGUGCACAAGCUAACGAUGUCCCGGGAGUUUGCUGAGUGGUACACCAACAAGCAGACCUCGGCCAUAGUCACUUGGUGGUGCGCAUUUGCACUGGGCUUGCUGGUCAUCGCAGCUUCCACAGCUGCUGCGGGCGUGCUCUACCUGUGGGUGCGGGACACGCAGAAGGUCCUGGCUGACACCCAGGGGAAAGCAUUGCUAGUACCUGCCCCUGAAACUGCCCCCUUACCAGAUACCGAGAUGGCCACCGAUGCAAACGCAAAACUGGGAGAAACUGCUACAGGCGAUGAGCGAAAGGGCCCCUCUUGUGACUGGGACCCAUAUGACGUCGGAGAAAUGUAUGAAUCUGCACGUCCUGAGGACAAUCUGCUGAGUAAUGAAGGGUGUGGAUAUGCUUCAGUGGACCAACGGCAGCACGCCAAUGACCUGCGUAUGGAGGAGCCCAUCUGGGAAGACUGCGCCAGGUCUUUGAAGCAGCAGGACCAUACUACGCCAAAGGUGGAAAAGGAUCCUUGUUACAGUCGAUAG